AUCUCCACCCACCAAUGUCUCUUCUUCUCCUCUUUAAUCUUAUUUUUUAUAUCUUUCAGUUCUUCACCCUAAACAUGAUGGAAUACAUUUGUAAAAAAAAAUAAUAAACAAGUGAUUACAUAGAAGAAUGUCAACUCAUAGCUCUUUAGAAUACAUUUUUAGGUCUCCAUGCUCAGCCCCACCUACCUGAUAUUGGUGAGAGAUAGUGUGACCUUCCUGUAUGGAAUCCCGGGAAUACAGAGGACGGGGACAUCUCUCUGGUGGGUUCCCAUUACUGGAUCUAUCUACCUGAUGAUAAUGAGGGAU
Messenger RNA from Staurois parvus, 306 nucleotides. NCBI's taxonomy places the organism in Eukaryota, Metazoa, Chordata, Amphibia, Anura, Ranidae. The record is from the annotation of a GenBank genome assembly.